This is a messenger RNA of Lactuca virosa, 303 nucleotides long. The record is from the annotation of a GenBank genome assembly. Lineage: Eukaryota; Viridiplantae; Streptophyta; Magnoliopsida; Asterales; Asteraceae.
AUGUCUACACCAAAUGUCACAUUGAUAGCUGAUGUAGAUGUGCUCAAAGAUGAUUUGACUCUCAAAUCGACGCCGGCAACUUGCUCCUCCACAUUCGACGCCGACGAUUCCCUCUUACCCUGCAGAUGUCGUCGGUUCCCUCUUGAAGACGAUGAUUUGUUAGGGGUUCAUCGACUGGAGAUUUCGAGUCACUCCGAAUUUGAAUCAAUCAGUUUGUGUGUGGGAUGUCAUCUGCAUGCAGUCACCGCUUUGCCUCAUCGCCAUUUCAGGUGGAAGGAUAAAGGAGACGCAAGAGAUUAUUGA